CUUUGUUUCUGGACAAAGCUGAGCUCGUUGCUUCAAACAAAAAGCAGCCAAUUACUAACUUCUGGUUGCUAGGUGUGGCCUCCCUUCAAAUCCUAUAAAACCAGACUUCUGGAGCUCCACGUCUACACUGACUGCAACCUUCAGAGAAGAGAGAGUCUCUCCUUAGUUCUUUGGCAGAAGGUUGGAAAAUAAAACGACCCUUUUUCAAAAAUGGCCAUGGUAUCAGAAUUCCUCAAACAGGCCUGGUUUAUUGACAAUCAAGAACAGGACUAUGUGAAAACUGUGAAAUCAUCCAAAGGUGGUCCUGGGUCAGCCGUGAGCCCUUACCCCACCUUCAACCCAUCCUCGGAUGUGGAGGCUUUGCACAAAGCCAUAAUGGUUAAAGGUGUGGAUGAAGCAACCAUCAUUGAUAUUCUCACUAAGAGGAACAAUGCUCAGCGUCAGCAGAUCAAGGCAGCUUAUCUGCAAGAGAAAGGAAAGCCAUUGGAUGAAGUUCUGAAGAAAGCCCUUGUGGGUCACCUUGAGGAAGUUGUGUUAGCGCUACUGAAAACUCCAGCCCAAUUUGAUGCAGAUGAACUGCGUGCUGCCAUGAAGGGACUUGGAACUGAUGAAGACACUCUGAUUGAAAUUUUGGCAUCUAGAAAUAACAGAGAAAUCAGAGAAAUCAACAGAGUCUACAGAGAGGAACUGAAAAGAGAUCUGGCCAAAGACAUCACAUCAGACACAUCUGGAGACUUUCAGAAGGCUUUGCUUUCUCUUGCAAAGGGUGACCGAAGUGAGGAUUUGGGUGUUAAUGAAGACUUGGCCGAUACUGAUGCCAGGGCUUUAUAUGAAGCAGGAGAGAGGAGAAAAGGGACAGAUGUGAAUGUGUUCAAUACCAUUCUGACCACCAGAAGCUAUCCCCAUCUUCGCAGAGUGUUUCAGAAAUACACCAAAUACAGCCAGCAUGACAUGAAAAAAGUCCUGGACCUGGAGAUGAAAGGAGAUAUUGAGAAAUGCCUCACGGCGAUCGUGAAGUGUGCCACGAGCCCCCCAUGCUUCUUUGCUGAGAAACUCCAUCAGGCCAUGAAGGGUGCUGGGACCCGGCAUAAGGCACUGAUCAGAAUCAUGGUCUCCCGUUCGGAAGUUGACAUGAAUGAUAUCAAGGCGUACUAUCAGAAGAUGUACGGGGUCUCUCUCUGCCAAGCCAUUCUGGAUGAAACCAAGGGAGAUUAUGAGAAAAUCCUGGUGGCUCUGUGUGGCGGGUGCUAAGUAUUCCUUUGGUGCUCUGGAUCAUGUGACCAGUAGUUACUUAAUCAUAGCUUUUCAGUCUUCACCAUAGGCAUAAGUAGGAAAGUAUUUCAUUAGCAUCGCAGCGUAACAAUCUGCUUUCUUAAAAAUAAAUAUGAAUAAUGUUAUAGUCUCUACAACAUUUUAUAUCAUAACUUUAUGCAGUAGAGAUACCUUUUUUUUAAAAAAAAACUGUUAAGUACAAAUGAUAAAAUCCAUAAAUAAAUUGUUCUGGUAACAAUACUUGCGGAAGAUGUUUAUGCAGCUGAAAAUAAAGUGAUUUUAUUUACAAGA
Molecule: messenger RNA, 1563 nt
Organism: Dipodomys spectabilis (banner-tailed kangaroo rat)
Lineage: Eukaryota; Metazoa; Chordata; Mammalia; Rodentia; Heteromyidae
Gene: Anxa1
Product: annexin A1
Exons: 13
Coding region: 211-1251 (346 amino acids)
Biological process (GO): actin cytoskeleton organization; positive regulation of neutrophil apoptotic process; keratinocyte differentiation
Cellular component (GO): plasma membrane; cytoplasm
Molecular function (GO): calcium ion binding; cadherin binding involved in cell-cell adhesion; phospholipase A2 inhibitor activity
Source: RefSeq, a predicted model, not a curated record